Messenger RNA from Clupea harengus (Atlantic herring), 1945 nucleotides. It is a transcript of the gene entpd6, whose product is annotated as ectonucleoside triphosphate diphosphohydrolase 6. NCBI's taxonomy places the organism in Eukaryota, Metazoa, Chordata, Actinopteri, Clupeiformes, Clupeidae. The record is from RefSeq and is a predicted model, not a curated record. Gene Ontology annotation, cellular component: Golgi apparatus. The coding region runs from base 325 to 1686 and encodes 453 amino acids. The transcript is spliced from 14 exons. Gene Ontology annotation, molecular function: hydrolase activity.
AUGACGUAAUCAAACAGAGACACGCGUUCAAUAUCAGUUGUCACCUGUCUGUUGCGUCUAACCACUUUUGGUUGAGAUUUAUGGUCUACUAAAGUGUUUUUUCUUUUACACGUACCACCGCUUACUGUUCAGAUGGGAGGAAAAUGAAACGACAAUUAAGAUAUAGGAAGUUAUCCAGUCAUAGACAUAAAGACGAACCGAUCACUACAAUAGUGACAGUAACGCCAAACCUCAAAGACAUAGGACUGUAAAGGAGAACUACUGAAAGUGUUUUCUUCUAAACCAUAGAUAACUGAAAAGAAGAAUGAGCAAUUGAAGGCUGUCAUGAGGAUUCCAAAAUUUGCCCUCGCCUUUCUCUUUGCUGUUUGUGUGGUUGUGUACCUGACCUAUGUCAAGCACCACUACGAUGACAAGAAACCAGCACUUCUCAAGCAACCAUUGUACACUCCAGCCCUUCACAGCCACACAAGGCCAACUUCGGCUGAAGUAGUCAGUGAAGAGUUCCAGUAUGGAAUUAUGUUUGACGCUGGGAGUACGGGGACAAGAAUCCACGUCUUCAAAUUUCUCCUUCAGCGAAAUGAGUCCCCCAAAUUGGCACACGAGACCUUCAAAGCUAUUAAACCAGGUCUCUCUGCUUACGCAGAUGAUCCUGAUGGAUGUGCUGAGGGGAUUCUGACGUUACUUGACGUGGCUAAGGACGGCGUCCCGGCCCUGCAGUGGAAGAGCACGCCACUGGUGCUGAAAGCGACCGCAGGCCUCCGUCUCCUGCCCGGGGAGAAGGCUAACCACCUACUGAACAAGGUGAAGGAGAUCUUUAAAGCCUCCCCUUUUCUCUUCGUGGAGGAAGGUGUGUCCAUUAUGGAUGGCACAGAUGAAGGAGUGUCAGCAUGGAUCACCAUUAACUUCCUAAUCGGUGGGCUCCACACUGCCGACACCCCCACCGUAGGGAUGCUGGAUUUGGGGGGCGGCUCCACACAGAUCACCUUCUCCCCGAAGGACGAGAUAACCAUUCAAACCUCACCAGAUGAUAUUACAUCAUUUCAGAUGUUCAACCUCACCUACACACUUUACUCACACAGCUACUUGGGUCUUGGCCUGAUGUCAGCGAGACUGGCGGUAUUGGGAGGGACUGAAGGACAGCCCUUACAGGAAGGCCAGGAACUGGUUAGCCCGUGCCUUGCUCCUGACUACACAGGCCAGUGGAAACAAACUGAAGUCACAUACACUAUAAGGGGACAGAAAGCAGGAGAGCCCAUCUAUGAGUCAUGCCUUAACAAAGUGGAGAAAAUGCUUUACAAGAAGGUGAAGAAAGCAGAGAACCUCAAAGAUAUGCAGUUCUAUGCCUUCUCAUACUAUUAUGACAAAGGUGUGGACCUAGGAAUCAUAGAUGCGAAGGUCGGAGGAUCCAUUCGUGUGAGUGACUACAUCGAAGGUGCCAAACAAGUGUGCAAUAAUAUGGAUUCCAGCUCUGAAGGGAAUCCAUUCAUAUGUCUGGACCUCACUUACAUCUCAGUCCUUCUGCAGGAGCUGGGCUUCCCUGUAGACAAAGUGUUUAAGCUGGCGAGGACAAUCGAUGGCGUGGAGACCAGCUGGGCACUGGGAGCUACAUUUCACUUCUUGGAGACCCUCCGUACACAGAGCCUGACCCCUGAACAGUUUGGAGGUCAGGCCGAUAUUGGCCAGUGAGGAUUCACUGCAGAUAUUACUCUGGGAUCAUGUCUAUAUUGAUUGUAUUUUCUACAUUUUUACAUGGGUGUAAUCAUGAUGUGAUCUUUUGAUUCUGUUCUGUCGGUUUGAAUGUAUUGAGUAUUGUGUGUAAAUUCUGAAGGACUUUCUGUAUAAACUGAUGAAUGAAGCACAAGAGGUACUGAUAAUGUCAUCUUGAUAACGCAUGUUGAAUGUGUCCUACUGUUUUUACUUUUAAAUAUAUAAAGCACAAAAUAAA